GGUACACUGAAAAAGGAGUGAACAUCACCCUAAAAAAGUUCCCUCUUCUCCCCGUUCAAAUUUCAAAAUCCAAGCUGGCUGGCAUUCGACAUAUCUCAGUCAGUGAACUCUCCAAGUCACCACCAGCCCCCCUUCUCUCUUUAAGUUUUCUCUUCUGAAUUGAAUUGCAAGCAAUGCCAUGAGAAAGCUCUUAAUGCUCAAUUAGCUGUUCUCGUGUUUUUCGAGUUUAGAUUCGGUCUCAAUCUACCCACCAAACCAAUGAUUUGCGCCAGCUGAGUACUGCGAUACUGGAUGCGACACUUUAGAUUCGGAUAUGGGCUGUUUUUUCGGUUGUUUCCGCUUUGGCCGCGACGGCUCCGCCGCUGAUCGUCACCUCCCUCACUCUGAUCACGCCUCUCGCUCUCCCCGCUUCUCUAGUACAACCGAACCUGUUGCCUCAAGGAAUCGGAGUCCACUUUCUUCAUUGUUUGUUUCUGAAGGUAACUUUUACGAAAAUGAAGAGGAAACAAAUUUGCAAUCCAAGGGAGUAGAGAAACUUGGCUGUACAACUGAAGUGCUUGAGUUGGAUAUAAAUGAGCUCAAGCAUCAGGCCAAGUUCCUCAAAGCUUGUGGAACCUUGCCCGAGACACCUAUUGAAAUUAAAAAGCUCUCUGGUAAUAAAUGCAACAGUGAUUUGUCAUCACCUCAGAUGGGGGAACUUGAUGAACCUUUGAAAAUUUGUUCAUUGUUCCCUGACACUUAUAUUGAGAAGCAAAAUACAGAAAUACAGCCCAACAAUCUCUCACUUACAAAAGAUUGCGUUGAAUGGGUAGAUGGAUCAAGCUCUUCCUUCCGUACACCUAGCAGCUGCAUGACUUGUGAGGAAGAGAGUAAUAGUGUUGGUAUCUCAUCAAGUUCACCUUCAACAGUGCCUCCUGUCACUGCUUGUAGACAAAAACAUGUUCAUUUUGAGCGCAAUUCAGACAAAAAGCCUUCUGAAGUUGAUAGUCCAAACUCAAAGCAUUCUCCCUAUCCAACUCCCCUAAAGCUAACUGAUGAGAUGCAAACACCUGGAACUAUUUUUUCAACAUAUGUAGAGAAUCUGCCAAAAGCUAAAAAUCCCCGCAUCAGGUCUGAAUAUGUAUACGGCGUUCUAAACCCCGUUGAAAAUGCUUCUCAGUUGAAGAAGGCGAAAGAUGAAGAAGAUUCGGAAUCCGCUCAAGAUUCUAAUUUUAAAUCAUCCUUGAGUGAAGUAAAUUGUACCCCAAAAAUGGGACUCAUAGAGACCACAAGUGAGAACAAUGCGAAUGUUGAAGCAAGCCUAUCUUCUUGGCUGAAACCACCUUUCAAUCAACAAAGUCAUGGAAGAACUAAGGGGGAUCGCCCUAUCCUUGGAAUGGUUGCUGCUCAUUGGAAUGAAAGAGAAACACCUAGUCUCUCGCCUAAAUGGUGGGGUGGAAACGGGAUUCCAAAUUCUACUCACAAAUACAAAGAGGACCAAAAAGUGAGUUGGCACGCAACACCAUUUGAGGAGAGAUUGGAGAAGGCGUUGUCGGAAGAAACACUCAUCUCUCAAAGGAAAUUGGUAAGCAGUUCUCCAAUCAGCUUCAAAGAAACUGAGGAAUCAGACACAGCUUUAUCCCAAUUCCAGUCUGAAAGUCAGCAUGAUAGGGCAGUGCUUGCUCUGUCAUAAACAAAGUAGAGUUUUAAAUUGCUUGUUUUCAGCAAAUAACUUCUUUUGCAGCAACUUGAUCAUUUCUUUUAAGUCUGAGUUUGAUAAGUUGAUGUAAACUUGGUGUUUGGGAAUUCUUUUGUCCUGUCUCCCCUCGCGAUGCCAUCGAUCAAUCAGGGGACAGACAGAACACAUUGAUGAUGUCUUAGCAUUCAUACUUACAGAGUUAUGGGUAACUAUCUCAAGUAUGAAGUUGAGGUUGGAUCUCUACUUGAUCGUUACAUGUUUUAAGCUGGAACACCC
Molecule: messenger RNA, 1954 nt
Organism: Cuscuta europaea
Lineage: Eukaryota; Viridiplantae; Streptophyta; Magnoliopsida; Solanales; Convolvulaceae
Source: the annotation of a GenBank genome assembly